This is a messenger RNA of Parascedosporium putredinis, 525 nucleotides long. The record is from the annotation of a GenBank genome assembly. Lineage: Eukaryota; Fungi; Ascomycota; Sordariomycetes; Microascales; Microascaceae.
AUGGGUAACACGACUAGCGCUGUGCUUGACAACAUUGUCGAGGGGUCCAACUUCGAUAGGGAAGAAGUGGAUCGCUUGCGCAAGAGGUUUAUGAAGCUUGAUAAGGACAACUCGGGAACGAUCGAGCGAGAAGAAUUCCUAAGCCUACCUGCCAUCUCUUCGAACCCGCUAGCAACGAGGAUGAUUGCCAUUUUCGAUGAGGAUGGUGGUGGCGACGUCGACUUCCAGGAGUUUGUUUCGGGCCUCAGCGCCUUCUCUAGCAAGGGAAACAAGGACCAGAAGCUUCAGUUCGCCUUCAAAGUGUACGAUAUCGACCGCGACGGAUACAUCAGCAACGGCGAGCUUUUCAUCGUCCUCAAGAUGAUGGUGGGCAACAACCUCAAGGACCAGCAGCUGCAGCAGAUUGUCGACAAGACGAUAAUGGAGGCGGAUCUAGACAACGAUGGUAAAAUCAGCUUCGAAGAGUUCAAGAAGAUGGUGGAAAAUACCGAUGUCAGCAACAGCAUGACUUUGGACAACUUUUAA